AUGCCUUCAUCCUCCCCUCAGGGCACUCCAGAGCGCUCACAGAAGAAGCGAGAUCGCGAUCCAGACACCGACGAAUCAGAUAGCAAAAAACGCCGAAGGAAGGAAAGGAAGGAGAAGAAGAAGGAGAAGAAGAAGGAGAAGAAGGAGAAGAAGAAGGAGAAGAAGAAGGAGCAGAAGAAGAACGAGAAGUCCUCCCCUUCCUCGUCUCGCAAAGAGCAGAAAAGCCUCCAGCCUAUCCCAGAAGAGAUAGAAGAGACACCCCCGCCGCAGUCGUCGUCUUCCCGGAAGCAUCCCCGAGUGGUUUCAAGCUCCCAACAGCACUCGUCACCGCCCCCUCAGCACUCGUCAACGUCUCCUCAGCAUUCGUCACCGCCCACUCGGCACUCGAGACUCUUCCGAAAAGAGUGGGAAUCAGUGCAAUCUGAAGUCGAGUCCGACAGCGAAGGUUCCGCAGCAGGCACAGCAGCAGGCCCAGCAGGCCCAGCAACACACUCCGUAAAGCACUCAGCAGCACACACAGCAGCAGGCCUAGCAGGCCCAGCAACACAUUCCGCAAAGCGACCAGCAGCAGGGACAGCAGCAGGCCCAGCAGCAGGCCCAAAACCCCAAAGAGGACGAGCACUUCAACGAGUCUCCAGCACUUCCCCAGAAUUGGGCAGCUCGCCGCCACAACCGUCGGCCCCUGUCCGUAGAACCGUACUCCCAGUUCGUGCCCCUGCUCCAGAAGCAGUCGCCAGUGCUUCACAGAGCUCUCAAUCCCGACGUCGCCGUCGGCUACCAAUACCUAGUUCCCCUCCACCGGCAGAGCAGAGGCAAAGCCGCAGAGAUCGUGCCCCAGAAACUCCCCCUUGUGCCCCAGAAACUCCCCCGCAUGCUCAGGUAGCAUACGCCAGUCCCCCAGAAGCAUACCCCAGUGCUCCAGAAGCAUCAUCCCCAAUCUCUCAAGCCCGAUACACCGGCAAAAUGACUCAGGCAAACACAGCAAAGAUGCCUCAAACGGACAUGCAGAACACCGGUUGGGUCAACAAAACCGUUUCCGGAGCAGCAGCGUUCAAUGCUCUAUGCCUCCAUGUGUUGAACAUACGCCCUCUCAGUGGUUUCCUGCCUAUGUGGAACGGAGGCGAUUCCGCAACCCGCAGAGCACUCGCGGACGCUUUGAAGUGGCUCAUCGCUGAUGUUGGGCAGAAAGAAAAGCUAUCAAGGGGGCAGGGAAAUCGCGAGUAUAAAGAAGUUGCUGACGAUAGCGAUGAUGAUGAGGACGGUGGUCUGCCCACCCAACGCUCUAAGAAGCGUAAACGGGACCCAGUGUCUGCAUCAGGAAACUGA
Molecule: messenger RNA, 1326 nt
Organism: Morchella sextelata
Lineage: Eukaryota; Fungi; Ascomycota; Pezizomycetes; Pezizales; Morchellaceae
Exons: 3
Coding region: 1-1326 (441 amino acids)
Source: RefSeq, a predicted model, not a curated record